Molecule: messenger RNA, 3907 nt
Organism: Clupea harengus (Atlantic herring)
Lineage: Eukaryota; Metazoa; Chordata; Actinopteri; Clupeiformes; Clupeidae
Product: neuroligin-4, X-linked-like
Exons: 8
Coding region: 677-3358 (893 amino acids)
Cellular component (GO): membrane
Molecular function (GO): neurexin family protein binding
Source: RefSeq, a predicted model, not a curated record
UGGUACGGCCUCGGAUCCCUCUCCCCUCUCGUCUCUCUUUUUUUUUCGCGCUGCUCUCUCUCUUCCCUUCUUUCUCUGUCUGUGUGAAGGAAGUCAGACUCCCUGCGAUCUCCUCCGCUGGCCCUCUGCGCAGAGAGACGCGAGUUAAAUCACUUGAUGUAUGUAGGUCAUAUACGGCGGCUGAGACGCGACUGCGCUGCUGCUGCUGAUGAUCUUAAAUUCUGAGGUGUCCCUUCUUCUUCUCUCGCCGUGAGGCUGUGGUGAGAUUGCGCUUUGGAUUGUAUCACGGGCAGCAGACGGACGGGGAGUUUUUAUUUCGCCUGGCGUGGUGUGUGUGUGUGUGUGUGUGUGUGCUGCCUUCAGCUCAGACCUCAUGAAGUCAGGACUAAACGAGAAGCGCGGCGACAUGAUGCAGACACCGCAAAGGUGUGUGUGUUGAGCCGGACGAGACGUCUGCACACACUCAGCCGCUCUUCUCUGGAGAGUAACACCCCCGACACACACAGACACACCCCUAAGUCCCGCCCGCCUGGAAUGGGGGACGCCAGCGCCUCGAAUCUGAUUGGUGGGAGCUACCGUCCGCUGGGCAUCACAGCCUGAGAGGGAGGGGCUUCUUCACUCGUAAGGGAGAAACCUAAGCCACGCCCCCAGCUCUGCUGACCUCACCACUGGGACCAUGUUGAGAUCAGGAGAGUUGCCAUGGAUACCAUCAACAUCAUCGGCCGCCCUGACAACCAGCGGCGUGCACCUGUUGGUGUGGUGCGUCGCCAUGACGGCGUGGGUGUCGUCGGGCGAUUCGACGGCCCAGCAGCAGCAGCAGCAGCAGCACCCCGUCGUCACCACGAACUACGGCAAGCUGCGGGGCCAAAAAACCGCGCUGCCCAACGAGAUCCUGGGUCCCGUGGAGCAGUACCUGGGCAUCCCGUACGCCCUGCCCCCCACCGGCGAGCACCGCUUCCAGCCGCCCGAGCCGCCCCUGUCCUGGCCGGGCAUCCGCAACGCCACGCAGUUCGCCCCCGUCUGCCCGCAGUUCCUGGAGGAUCGCUUCCUGCUCAACGACAUGCUGCCCGUCUGGUUCACGGCCAACCUGGACACGGUGGUCACCUACGUCCAGGACCAGAGCGAGGACUGCCUCUUCCUCAACAUCUACGUGCCCACUGAAGACGUAGGGGGCGACCCUUACAAUCCCCGCGACGAGUUCGCCAGUAAUGAUGAGUUCACCAGUAAUGAUGGUGAAGAAGACGAAGACAUCCACGAUGAGAACGGUCUGCGGCCGGUCAUGGUCUACAUCCACGGGGGGUCGUACAUGGAGGGAACGGGGAACAUGAUCGACGGCAGCAUCUUGGCCAGCUAUGGAAACGUCAUCGUGGUUACGAUCAACUACAGGCUGGGCGUGCUCGGGUUCCUGAGCACGGGUGACCAGGCGGCCAAGGGGAAUUAUGGGCUGUUGGACCAGAUCCAGGCGCUCAGGUGGAUCAAAGAGAACAUCCAGGCCUUCAAAGGGGACCCCAAGAGAGUCACCAUCUUUGGCUCCGGAGCGGGGGCCUCCUGUGUCAGCCUGCUCACGCUGUCACACUACUCAGAGGACCUGUUCCAGAAGGCCAUCAUCCAGAGCGGCACGGCCCUCUCCAGCUGGGCGGUGAACUACCAGCCGGCCAAGUACACGCGCAUGCUGGCGGAGAAGGUGGGCUGCAACAUGCUGGACACCAUCGACCUGGUGGAGUGCCUCCAGAACAAGAACUACAAGGAGCUGAUCGAGCAGUACAUCACGCAGGCCAAGUACCACAUCGCCUUCGGGCCGGUCAUCGACGGCGACGUCAUCCCCGACGACCCGCAGAUCCUCAUGGAGCAGGGCGAGUUCCUCAACUACGACAUCAUGCUCGGCGUCAACCAGGGCGAGGGCUUCAAGUUCGUGGACGGCAUCGUGGACUCAGAGGACGGCGUGUCGGCCAACGACUUCGACUUCGCCGUCUCGGACUUCGUGGACCACCUGUACGGCUACCCGGAGGGCAAGGACACGCUGCGCGAGACCAUCAAGUUCAUGUACACCGACUGGGCCGACAAGGAGAACCCGGAGACCCGCCGCAAGACGCUGGUGGCGCUGUUCACGGACCACCAGUGGGUGGCGCCGGCGGUGGCCACGGCCGACCUGCACGCCCAGUACGGCUCGCCCACCUACUUCUACGCCUUCUACCACCACUGCCAGAGCGAGAUGAAGCCCAGCUGGGCCGACUCGGCGCACGGAGACGAGGUGCCCUACGUGUUCGGGAUCCCCAUGAUCGGACCCACGGACCUCUUCAACUGCAACUUCUCCAAGAACGACGUCAUGCUCAGCGCCGUCGUCAUGACGUACUGGACCAACUUUGCCAAAACUGGCGACCCGAAUCAGCCGGUCCCUCAGGACACCAAGUUCAUCCACACCAAGCCCAACCGCUUCGAGGAGGUGGCCUGGUCCAAGUACAACCCCAAGGACCAGCUGUACCUGCACAUCGGCCUGAAGCCGCGCGUGCGCGACCACUACCGCGCCACCAAGGUGGCCUUCUGGCUGGAGCUGGUGCCGCACCUGCACAACAUCAACGAGCUCUUCCAGUACGUCUCCACGACGACCAAGAUCCCGCCGCAGGACACCACGCCGUACCCGUACACCAAGCGCCUGGGCAAGAACUGGCCGUCCACCACGCGCCACCCGGGCGCGCCGCCCGGCGCCAACACCAAGCAGAGCACGGACCAGCAGCGGGCGGCGAACGGCGACGACCUGGGCGGCGACGGCGACGGGUCGUCCGUGACGAUCGAGAAGCGCGACUACUCCACGGAGCUGAGCGUCACCAUCGCCGUGGGCGCCUCGCUGCUCUUCCUCAACAUCCUGGCCUUCGCCGCGCUCUACUACAAGAAGGACAAGCGCCGCCACGAGUCCAACCGCCGCGCCGGCGGGCACCACCACGCCCAGAUGAUGGGCAUGGGCGGAGGAGUCUCCGGCGGCACGCUGCCGCCCGGCGCGGCGGAGGGCGGCGCGGCCAACAACGCCAACAACGACGUGUCGCACCUGCAGAGCGAGGAGCUGAUGUCGUCGCUGCAGAUGAAGCAGCAGCUGGAUCACGAGCACGAUCACGAGCACGAGCUUCACCACCACGACUGCGACUCGCUGCAGGCGCACGACACGCUGCGCCUCACGUGCCCGCCCGACUACACGCUGACGCUGCGCCGCUCGCCCGACGACAUGCCGCUCAUGACGCCCAGCACCAUCACCAUGAUCCCCAACUCGCUGGCCGCCAUGCAGCCCCUGCACAACUUCAACACCUUCGGGGGCAGCCAGAACAGCACCAACCUGCCCCACGGCCACUCCACUACCCGGGUAUAGCGCUCAGGCCGGGACACACACACACACACACACACACACACACACACACACACACUGCUCCGUGCUGGGGGGAGGACUGCUACAUGCCGGUAUAGCUUUUUGGUGGGGGGGGGGGGGGGGGACUGCAGCUCUGAUGUGGCUGAUUUGGAGGCACAACCAGUAGUCACACACACACACACACACACACACACACACAGACACACGCGCGCACACUGUUUAAAGGGUUUUGUGGAAGGCGUGUGUUUUCCCAGCAAGAGGGACCCAGCUCUCAGAGUUCUGAGACUGAGUUAUCGACGCUUACGACACCUUCUUUAAGAUUCUCUUCGGAUUCUGCUCGGAUUUCUCGGUGAAAAGUGAAGGUUCCGCAGCGAAGGUUCUCCAGCGGAAGCCUCAAGGAGAUGAAGGGGCACUUAACCCAAACCAGAGCAGAUCGGACUAGGAAAGAGGGGGUUCACUCCUCCAUUCAAGACGCUUGUUGGAAGCAGCAGGAGCCGGAUGGUGGAGGGAGGGAGAACUAAGAGAGAACUGAGGGGGAACUAAGAGAGAACU